UUUCUCAUUACUCCAUUCCACUCUCUCUCUCUCUCCUCUCUUCCCUCUCCCCAUGGAUUCAAUCUCAGCAUCUUCUCUCUCUCCAUACUACCAUAUCAUCUUCACAGCCUUAGCUUUUUUUGUCUCAGGCUUGAUCUUCUUGCUAACACGUAAAUCCAAGUCCAAGAAACUCAAUCUCCCACCGGGUCCACCGGGUUGGCCCGUUGUCGGAAACCUCUUCCAAGUCGCCUUCUCCGGCAAACCAUUCUUCCAAUACGUCAGAGACAUCCUCCCCAAGUAUGGCCCAAUCUUCACCCUCAAAAUGGGUACCAGAACCAUGAUCAUCCUCAGCAGUGCCGACCUCGUCCACGAAGCCCUUAUCGAAAAGGGUCAGCUAUUUGCUACCCGACCGCCCGAAAACCCGACCCGAACAGUCUUCAGCUGCGACAAGUUCACCGUCAACGCCGCCCUUUACGGCCCGGUUUGGCGGUCACUGAGGCGGAACAUGGUCCAAGGAAUGCUCAGCUCCACCAGGCUUAAGGAAUUCUUUAAUGUGAGGAACAAUGCAAUGGACAAACUCAUGGAACGUCUUCGGGUCGAGUCCGAGGCAAAUGGUGGGGUUGUUUGGGUCCUGAGAAAUGCCCGGUUUGCGGUUUUUUGCAUACUUUUGUCAAUGUGUUUUGGUGUGGAAAUGAGUGAAGAGACGAUUGAGAAGAUUGAUCAGAUGAUGAAAACUGUAUUGAUUACACUUGAUCCGAGGUUAGAUGAUUAUAUGCCACUUUUAAGUCCAUUUUUCUCUAAGCAACGCAAGAGGGCCAUGGAAGUUAGGAAUGAGCAAAUUGAAACGCUAGUCCCAUUUGUCGAGAAGCGCCGGAGGGCACUCGAAAACCCGGGAUCCGAUAAGACGGCGGCGUCAUUCUCGUACCUCGACACGCUCUUCGACCUCAAGAUCGAGGGCCGGAAGACAACUCCGACGAAUGCCGAGAUGGUGAGCCUCUGCUCGGAGUUUAUCAACGGUGGGACCGACACGACUGCCACGGCGAUCGAGUGGGCCAUCGGGCGAUUGAUCGAGAACCCGGAAAUCCAAACCCGGCUCUACGAGGAAAUUAGGGCAACGGUGGGUGACCGGAAAGUGGAGGAGAAGGAUGCAGAGAAGAUGGAGUACCUAAACGCCGUCGUAAAAGAGUUACUACGUAAACACCCUCCCACGUACUUUUCACUUACUCAUGCAGUGACUGAGACUGCCAAGUUGGCGGGUUAUGAUAUACCCACGAACACAAAUGUGGAGAUUUUCUUGCCGGGUAUUUCCGAGGAUCCGAAAUUAUGGUCCGACCCGGAAAAGUUUGACCCGGAUAGGUUUUUCACGGGCCGGGAGGACGCGGACAUGAUGGGGGUGACCGCAGUGAAGAUGAUGCCGUUUGGAGUUGGGCGGCGGAUUUGCCCCGGGUUGAGCAUGGCAACGGUUCACGUGAAUUUGAUGCUGGCCCGAAUGGUUCAGGAAUUCGAGUGGACGGCCCACCCGAAAAAUAGCAAGGUGGAUUUUAGUGAGAAGUUGGAAUUCACUGUGGUGAUGAAGAAUCCUCUAAGAGCUAAGAUCAAGCCAAGGACUUGAAGAGGUGAUUUUAGAUUUAUAUAUGUCAUAAAUAAUUAUUAUAUAUGUGUCGUAUUUUGUGACAAUUAGUAUUUGGUUUGUUACGUUGAGUUGUUCUUUUUUGUUUUUGAAAGUGUAAUGGGAUUUUAAUUUCGGUGGGAUAUUUGUUUUUAUAUAUGGCUUUCGUGUUUGUUGGCUAGCUUAGUACUACGUUUGACUAUUUUUAAAGUCUGGUUGUGUUUGCUCUGAAAUAUUAUGAUACAAACAAAAGAGACAAUGCACUCUUGUGACUAGAA
Molecule: messenger RNA, 1866 nt
Organism: Cornus florida
Lineage: Eukaryota; Viridiplantae; Streptophyta; Magnoliopsida; Cornales; Cornaceae
Product: cytochrome P450 77A2-like
Exons: 1
Coding region: 53-1591 (512 amino acids)
Cellular component (GO): membrane
Molecular function (GO): iron ion binding; oxidoreductase activity, acting on paired donors, with incorporation or reduction of molecular oxygen, NAD(P)H as one donor, and incorporation of one atom of oxygen; heme binding
Source: RefSeq, a predicted model, not a curated record